Molecule: messenger RNA, 2050 nt
Organism: Asparagus officinalis (garden asparagus)
Lineage: Eukaryota; Viridiplantae; Streptophyta; Magnoliopsida; Asparagales; Asparagaceae
Product: probable transcriptional regulatory protein At2g25830
Exons: 3
Coding region: 20-613 (197 amino acids)
Cellular component (GO): chloroplast
Source: RefSeq, a predicted model, not a curated record
UGCACAGAACUUGAAGAAGAUGAAACGUAACAGUAAAAUUGGGAAGGAAAUUGUCUCUGCCAUUAAGAAAGGUGGCACAAACCCAACAUCAAACACAAUUUUAGCUGCUGUGCUAGAGAAAGCUAGAGAACUUGAUGUGCCUAAGGAAAUUGUGGAUAGAAACAUCAAAAAAGCUUCAGAGAAGGGACAAGAGGAUUUUAUUGACAAGUUCUAUGAGGUAUAUGGUUUUGGUGGGGUUGGCAUGGUAGUUGCGGCCUCAACAGAUAAAGUAACUAGAACCAUUGCUGAUGUUAGGGGUGUGGUAAAGGAUUGUGGAGCAAAGCUGGCUGAUCCAGGAUCCAUCUUAUUCAAGUUUAGGCGAGCACGAGUUGUGAAUGUAAAGGCUAUUGAUGCUGAUAAAGAUCAGAUUCUUGGUAUUGCUUUAGACGCUGGUGCUGAAGAUGUGAUUGAGCCUACGGUUUAUGAUGAUGAUUCAGUAGAAGAUCGUUCAGAAAGGUCUUAUUCUAUCUUAUUAUCUCAAGCAAUGAAUUUGCGAAUUUAUUUUUCUCUCGAAUAUUUUUCUCAUUCAUGUGUCUUCAAGUAUUCUAUUAACUUGAGAACAAAUGGGCACUGACCUUAUAAUGAUUAAUAAGAUAUGCAGUUAAUCAGUUUGGCAUGUAAAAGCUAGUCUCUUUUUUCCUUCCAGAAUAACAUGUUUUACCAUAAGUAAAAGCAAAUGAAUCAAUCUCAUAUAUCCAUUACACAAUAACUCGUGUUACCUAAGAAUUUACCAUAAGCAAAAGCAAAUGAAUCAAUCCCAUAUAUCCAUUACACAAUAACUCGUGUUACCUAAGAAAAUGCUAAUGGAUGAAUCCUAUAUAUCCUCUAGCAGUUACUGUUUACUAGGUUUCUAGGAUUUUUUAGCUUUAUGAGUCCAUUCCUCUCUGGUAAUAUUUACUUGUCAUUUCUUCUAUAUUAAUGAACUCAAACUGGGCAUUCUGGUGCAUUCGUGAUUACCCACAACUGUGAUUUUUCUGUGAGAGUUACUCUCUGGAUUCGACGUUUAUAUAUGUGGAAUCAGCUAUACAGGGUGAGAGAUGAAGUCUAGUUUCAAUGUAUUUACAUUGUAUUAAUCUAGAAAAUAGUUCUGAAAUUGCUGUCUUCAAAUGGUUGGCAGCCCUUGAUCUAGGGUUAUAGAGUUCUUUAAUUGACCUGCAAUGUUCAAUUAUAGGUUUUAUCUCCGGCUGCAAUUAUAAAAUUUAUGCACAUGUCUGAUUGCAAUUUUGUUAGUGUAUAGGAUACCUCUUCUUUUGUACUAUAAAUGGACAUCUUGGAUGGACAGUACAUGCAUAUGCAUAUAGGCAGGUAAUAUAAUAGCCAAGCUUGCAAUAAAUUGUAGUCGAUUAUUAAGCUUUUUGUCUGCAAUUGGCUGUAAUAUGUGUUGGAAAAGAGUAAAAUCAUAGACUCACACAUGUUGGCUUUAUGCCAAUUCCAUACACACUGAUAAAUGCGUCCAUAUACAGUUAGUAGUCAACCACCUAAAUGCAAUGGCUGACACAGGCAUCAAGUGAUCCUCAACAUAGUUACACAGUAUGUGCUACGUAGCGGGUCGUGGUACACAAUUUGCCGUUUAGAAAAUAUGGAUUCGAUUGUCGGGGGGUGGGGGUUGGUGUAGCUUGCUUUGGUACGCAAGUUUGGUCAUUAGCACGUUGUAAAAUGUUUUUGGGAUGUGCUUACCAUUUUCCAAAGUGUAUAGUAGAAACAUAGAAACUAGAAAGCUAAUUAUGCAUUUCAAUAUUUUUCAUAUAAAAUACUCAAAUGCUUCUCUUUUUAUGGAGUUUAUUCUUUUGUUCUGUUUCUCUUUUCACAUAGUUUGUGUUGGGAUCAUGACUUCAUUUCACGUUUAAUUAACAGAGGUAUUUAGUCAUUGUAAAGACAUUGGCUCAUAUAUUCUAUUGUGUGUCUCCCUUUACUCAAUUGUGUACAUUGCAUUGCGCCUUGCGGAUAUACACACUUUAAAGGGACUUUGUGCCCCGCAUUCUUAUAAGCGGUACGCCAGUUUUGGGGAACC